This is a messenger RNA of Umbelopsis ramanniana AG, 1607 nucleotides long. RefSeq lists its product as uncharacterized. Gene Ontology annotation, molecular function: oxidoreductase activity, acting on paired donors, with incorporation or reduction of molecular oxygen; heme binding; iron ion binding. Lineage: Eukaryota; Fungi; Mucoromycota; Umbelopsidomycetes; Umbelopsidales; Umbelopsidaceae. The transcript has 8 exons. The coding region runs from base 109 to 1497 and encodes 462 amino acids. The record is from RefSeq and is a predicted model, not a curated record.
GCGGCGGUGAAUAUUUCAACCGUGAAUAAGCGAAAUUUUUCCGUGCCAAAAGAAUAAUAAAUACAGUGGGCCCGUCUGACUCUCAACCACCUUUAAACAAACAAAAAUAUGCAGAUCGAGAAUUCUUUCAACCUCGAAAAGCUAAGCGACACCGCCCAAAAGUUGCUUAGUACCAUACGCGAAGCGAACAAAAUGGAGGUUGUGGGUGUCAUUGCUUGUGCUUUGACGGCCCAGUAUGUUAUCAAUACCUUUUUGCUGGAUCGCCUCCGCGCCAUACCCGGUCCGUUCGUGGCUAAACUAUCGCGCUUUUACGAUGUCAAACUAAAGGCAUCUGGCAAGGCGUGGCUGCUGAUCGACGAGCUUCAUAAUAAAUACGGCAAAGUGGUUCGAACAGGCUAUAAUACUGUGUCGAUCCGAGAUCUAGACGCCGUCAAGCAAAUAUAUGGAAAUGAAAGGUUCCGCAAGUCGUCUUUUUAUGAUGCGUUCGUUUUCAAUGGGGCUCAUAACAUGUUUGCGACCACUGUCCCCACAGAUCACGCCAGGUACCGCCGCAUAUUAGCACCGGGAUUCAGCCAGGCAACCCUCGACGGUCUAGAAGAUGUCAUAAUGGACUCAGGUAUUCUUGCUUUAAUGGACAAAUUCGAUACAAAGUUCGCAAAUCAGCAUGUCGUCUGCAAUUUGUUUGACGAAUUCCAUCUUCUGGCAUUUGAUAUUCUUGGCGAAAUGGCCUAUGGCAAAAGCUUUGAUAUGAUUAAGUUACAAUCUCAUCCAUUUGCCGACUGGCUGAAGACACGAACCAAGCAGAUGCCAGUUACGACCACUUUUCCUGGUAUAAACCGUUAUCCCCGGUUAUUAGGCCUGUUGUUUCCUCGAGCAGCAAAAGCUACCGAAAAUAUCUUCGACUUCUCGAAAAAGUCAAUGGAGGAUCGGUUAGCUGAUAAGGACAACACAAGAAGAGAUUUCACGGCACUGAUGUUGGCGGCUUUGGAUUCAGACAAGAAGUCUAAUUACUUGACCGUGCCCGAGAGCCAGGUAGCAUCCGUCAUGUUGAUAGUUGCCGGAACCGACACCACUAGCAACUCCAUGACCUUCAUUGCGUUCUUGUUGGGUAAACACCCCAAAGUCAAAGAACGUCUGUUCCAGGAAUUGGUUCAAGCCAUGCCUGAUAAGAACUCAACCUUGAGAUAUAAGGAUGCUAGAAAGGAUCAGUUGCCAUAUCUGUGGGCUGUCAUGAUGGAAGCGACUCGUUUGUAUCCUGCCGUGCCUGGUGGUUUACCUAGAGUGACUCCAAAGGGAGGCGAAAUUAUCGGUGGACAGUUCAUUCCUGAAGGAACGAUUGUCGAAGUGCCAGCGUGGUCAAUCCAGCACGAUGCGAGCAUAUUCGAAGAGCCUUUUGAAUUCAAGCCAGAAAGGUGGUUAGCCGACGACUCUGAGGAGUUGGCCAAGCACCACCUUCUGUUCUCAUAUGGUCCACGUAUGUGUGCUGGCAAGAAGUAAGUAGUAGACUUAGGGAUGACGCCUGCAGUGGCCGUAAUAUUAAUCACCAUUGAACAGCUUGGCUAUGAUGGAGAUGACCUUGACUAUGGCUCACUUGUUCCGACGGUACG